This is a messenger RNA of Aphanomyces invadans, 2227 nucleotides long. RefSeq lists its product as hypothetical. Lineage: Eukaryota; Oomycota; Saprolegniomycetes; Saprolegniales; Verrucalvaceae. The coding region runs from base 66 to 1691 and encodes 541 amino acids. The transcript has 3 exons. The record is from RefSeq and is a predicted model, not a curated record.
GGAGGUGUGGGUUAAAUUGCCCUAACGAGUGUUUCCCUUAAAGAUAUCGACGGAAACACCAGAUCAUGGCACUGUGCGAUCCGAUGCCGAAUUCGACGUUGCGCGAUCGCGACGAGCCUGUCCGACCCCUCGCCUGGGCGCUCGUCGUCGUUGUCUUCCUCUCGGACAUCCUGUAUGCUGGACUCAUCUUCGGUUGGGCUCCGCUCCUCCUUCUCCUCCAUGAAGAAGAUCAGUACGGCGAACUCUGCCAAGGUGCGACUAGCGCCACACGUUGCAGCGCACAAGAUAGCCGACUCAACAUGGUGUACGCGAUUGCAUCCGUCGCCACCAACAUCAGCUCGCUGCCCGUCGGGUGCAUGCUUGAUUAUUUUGGCCCCAAGUGCUCCAUUGCAGUUGCUGCUGUGUUUGAGAUCUCGGGACUGUUUCUUCUCGGCGCUGCAGACUCCAAGACGUUUGACGUUUUCCUGAUUGCGUACACAUUCUUAGCAAUUGGCGGAUGCAUCACGAUGAUGGCAUCGUACCCGGCAAGCUUCCUCGUUCUGUCUAGACAAACGGCGAUUCUUGCGGCCAUUUCGUGCCUGUUUGACUCAAGCAGUGUGGUCCUUCUCGCCAUGUACACGAUCCACUCUUCAUUUGGAUUCACGCGGCAUCAAAUCUUCUUUUUCUACGGGUGUGCGUCCAUUUGGAUGUAUGCGCUACUCCUUGGGUUGUGGCAAGUGAACGAGCGCUACCUGCCCGAUCAGUCGGAGGCCGAGACAACGGCUGCUGCGACUUUGGCCCAGACGAAAGACAUUACGUUCACAUCGCCGCUGUUGCAACCCAUCGCACGACGCCAUAGCAUGCGGGAUUCCAUUGAAAAGUACGGCACCCUAUCGGAAGACGAGCUCAUCGAGGGAAAGCCUCUGUCCGACGUCAUUCAGCUACACAAGGCGGCCACGGUCGGCCAGACACUGUUGUCGGACUUUCCACUCACGAAACAAAUCCAAACGUUUGAGUUUGGGUUUCUUUUGGCGUACUCGAGCGUGCACGUGCUGCGAGCGAAUUUGUACAUUGGCACGAACAACAAGCUCCUCGAGGACUACGGCGAUGCCGCCACGAACCACUUUUACACGAAACUCUUUAGCUUCACUCUUCCCCUCGGAUUUCUCUUUGUGCCGUUCAUCGACUACUUUGUCGAAAAGAAGGGGCUCGCCACUUCAUUGCACAUCGCGACCGGCCUUGGCGUCGUAUACAACACCCUGGCCAUGCUCCCAAUUCUUCCUCUCCAAGCGGUUGUCUUCUUCACCUUUACGGGCUUUCGAGCGUUCUUGUACGCAGCGAUCUCGGCAUUUGCCGCCAAGAUCUUUGGCCUUGCAAACCUUGGCAGGGUCGUGGGCAUCACCUUCACUUGUGGCUCGAUCGUGAGCUUGCUCCAAAUCCCCGCGGUUGCGUAUGCGAAUGAAGUGGGCAAUCAUGCCCUCGUGUACGGCCUCUCGACAGCUCUCUGCGUCGCUCUCGUCCCACUCACAGAAUGCUACCGGUACCGCGCAGCGCAGCGGAUGAAGCGUCAGGCUAUAGUUUGGAAAGCGCUAGGAGAAGACGAGACUAUGAUGCUGUCCCCAGUCAAGGGGCUGCAGUACCGCCGAUCGCCGUGCUUACCUUCGCCGGUGGCACGGCAACGUGCUUUGUCCAAGCACGACAGUCUGCCAUGACGAGCCGUAAAGGCAUCGAGAGAUGUGUAGAAGUAUGCGAGAUAACAUUCGACUCGUGUUUUGAUGGUUAGAAAUAACUUAAAGAUCGCUCGUGCGAUGCGAUACGUAGUCCUCAUGAUGGCGAGAUGACGUUCGCACAGGUCGGUGAUCGUCGCAGCUAGUGCGACCAAACGCGCCGGUCGAAUGCGACGGGGGUUCCGUAGCGCUCCGCGUCAAGAUCACCUGCGCUCCAUUGAGCGUGUUCAACAUGGGCAACGUCGCAGAAUGCUCGAUACUGCGUCGGCUUACAAUCAAUUCGCUGCCCAGCGUGGCUUGAACGUUCUCAAACUUGCGCAUGAUGCGCGACUUGGUGGGCUUGACAUUGGAGCUGGCGGCAUAGAUUGGGUCGUCGUCGUCGACGAGGGAGUCCAUUGAGACCUGGGAGCAGUAUCUGAGCUUGAGGGUUUCUCGGAUGUGCUCUUGGUUGCAUGACAGGGAUGCCAGCGCAGCCGUCGACGCUGCCGUCGACCCCAUAAUUGUACCACACGCGAAAGUGG